UUAAAAUAUUGUGUCUGCCUGCUAAUUUUUAUUUCUAUUUUUAAAACUGCAGCAAACAUAGCUGGCUAAUAUCCCAUCAUGUCUGCUGAAGCUGAAACCACUACUACCAACACCCAGCCUGAGCAGCAGGCUCCACCAAAGGCACAAUCAUCAAAGAAGGAAAAAAAGAAAGGGCCGGAAAAGACAGAUGAAUCUCUCUUGGCUAGAUUCAAAGGUGAUGGUGUAAGAUACAAAGCUAAACUGAUUGGCAUUGAUGAUGUCCCAGAGGCAAGAGGAGACAAAAUGAGUCAGGACUCAAUGAUGAAGCUGAAGGGAAUGGCAGUGGCAGCCCGGUCCCAGGGUCAACACAAACAGAAGAUCGGGGUAAACAUCUCCCUCUCUGGUAUCAAGAUAAUAGAUGAGAAAACUGGGGUCAUAGAGCAUGAGCAUCCAGUAAACAAAAUCUCCUUUAUUGCUCGGGAUGUAACAGACAGUCGUGCCUUUGGCUAUAUAUGUGGAGGAGAAGGCCAGCACCAAUUUUUUGCCAUAAAAACCACCCAACAGGCUGAGCCUCUAGUUGUUGAUCUUAAGGACCUCUUCCAGCUAAUAUAUAAUAUGAAGAAGAAGGAAGAAGAAAAGGAAAAGAAAAAGAAUGGUGGUGAAGCAGUACCAGUUGAUCAAGCUGAUAAAAUGAAACUGGGAGUUGACCAGAUGGACUUGUUUGGGGCUAUGUCAACACCUCCCGAUAUGAGCAGUGCCACAGAAGCUAAAGAGAUUCUGUUAGUGGAUCUUAAUUCUGAAAUUGAGACCAAACAGACUUUUACAAAAGAUGAUUGCUUCCUGAAUGGCAUCACAGCCUCUCUUCCGCAACCAAAACCACAGCCACCCUUCUUGCCUGAGAGUUCUUUCUCUACCAAUCUCAGCUUCUUUCCCACACCUAAUCCAGACCCUUUCAGUGAUGAUCCUUUCACACAGCCAGACCAAUCUGCACCACCUUCAUCUGAUUCUCUAAAACCUGAUCAGAAGAAGAAAAAUACGAAUACCUUGACAUCGGAGGGUAAUGGUGCUCCAAAUGGCGAUAGUGACCUCUUUGGUAAACAGUUUGACCAGAUUUCUAAUAGAACUGGCAAACGAGAAGCACUAACAAGCCAGUGGCCACUUGAGAGUAAGCUGCCUGCAGCAAGAACUCCAAAUGGGGUACCACAGAGAGAACACAAUGGCUUUCUUAAAGCCCCAUCAAACCUGUUUGUGGAAGGUCCUUCCAAAGGAGUAUCUCUGCAGAAUGAAGUAAAGCUGGAUUCUGAAUACCAUAUCCAAUUCAUGACAAAUGAGUCUAUAACAAUUAGCCCACCACCACAGAGUACCAAGCCAGGAAGAGGAAGGAGGUCUCUCAAGGCUGCAUCAAAUGACUUAUUCAGCUCAGCCUUCUUUGUGCCAGCUAUGGAGAGCCUUAGCUUGACCUCAGUGGCACAAACAGGACCUGUGUCAACUAGUCCACUGGAUGUCUUCAAAACAAGUCCUGCUACAGCACCUCCAUUGGCUGGUCUAGGUGGCUUGUCAGUAUCUUCAUCACCAUGGAAUGUACAGACACUUAGCUUCACUCAGGCUGCAUCAGUCUUUCCUGGGUCCGUGGUACCUGCUCAGUCUACGGGAUUUACUCAACCACUUGCCUUUGGUACUCAAGCAGUGCCAAACUGGAAACCACCUGCAUCUUUUGGUCCAGCAGCCACUCAGUCUUCUGGUCUCUGGUCACAGCCAGCACAAGUUCCAUCUAGUCCGUGGGCACAGCCAACCGGUGCUGUAAAUCCCUUCCAGAGUACCGUGUUCCCACCUUCAACACUACCUGGUCAGACGUCGUCUGUACUGCCCUCCAUGCCAGCAUCAACUAGCCCACCUCAGCCACCACCCAGAACUAUGCAACAGAAGGAGCUAUCCAAGAAAGAGAGUGAUGCUUUCAUUGCCCUGGAUCCACUUGGUGAUAAAGAGAUGAAGGAUAUCAAGGAAAUGUUCAGAGACUUCCAGCUGACAAAGCCACCUGCAGUACCAGCAAGGAAAGGAGAGCAGCAAAGCCUUACAGAACCACCAAAGCCUGUUCCUCGACAAAGUGUGCCGCCAGCUGAUGACCUGUUUCAAAAUCAAGCUAAAACAGACCAUUCCAGUGCCUCAUCUAAGGAAUCUCAGAAACUACCUUCUGCUCCUCUUGGUGAUCCUUUUGGCAACCCAUUUGCAUAG
Molecule: messenger RNA, 2211 nt
Organism: Acanthisitta chloris (rifleman)
Lineage: Eukaryota; Metazoa; Chordata; Aves; Passeriformes; Acanthisittidae
Gene: DAB2
Product: Dab, mitogen-responsive phosphoprotein, homolog 2 (Drosophila)
Exons: 12
Coding region: 79-2211 (710 amino acids)
Biological process (GO): negative regulation of canonical Wnt signaling pathway; receptor-mediated endocytosis; positive regulation of endocytosis
Cellular component (GO): plasma membrane
Source: RefSeq, a predicted model, not a curated record